Messenger RNA from Acanthoscelides obtectus, 237 nucleotides. NCBI's taxonomy places the organism in Eukaryota, Metazoa, Arthropoda, Insecta, Coleoptera, Chrysomelidae. The record is from the annotation of a GenBank genome assembly.
AUGCCUCACGUCGACAUCUUGUUCAACCAGUUGCAGAAGAGAAAAACCGAUCCAGCGCAAGUUAAAACGGCUAUCGAUAAUUUUGGAAAAUGUAUUGUCGAUGUGAGAAAUAAAAUUGAUGACAUAAUAAAUGAAGCCAAAAGCAUUUGCACUGAACCCCAAGGCAACAAAAGGAGACGACGUAAUAAUAGCAGUCACGAUCACCGAGUUGCCGCAUUAGAAGUAUGCGAAAAUUAG